UCUCUCCUUCAUCCAGAUCUUUGGCGAUCUGUCUAUUAAUCUGUGGUGUCAGUUGUUGUCGCGGUGCGUGGCCGGAGUUUCUCGGGUCGAUUCAAAGGUGACGGAGGUGCGGUCGGCCGUCGAUGCUAUUUCGAGUUACGAGCGCGCAAAUGGCGCCAACGCGUGUAAUUCUGAUGUCGUGCGGCAGCUAUAAUCCACCGACGAAUAUGCAUUUGCGAAUGUUCGAAAUUGCUCGAGAUCAUUUGCACCGAAUGGGAACGCAUGUUGUUGUCGGUGGAGUAAUUUCUCCAGUGAAUGAUGCGUAUGCCAAGAAGGAACUGGCCAGUGCAACCCAUAGAUGCGCAAUGUUGCGAUUAGCAUUGCAGAAUAAUGACUGGAUUCGACUUAGCACAUGGGAGACUAGACAGAAUUGCUGGACCAAGACUCGCUUGUGCUUGCAACACCAUCAAAAUCUGCUCAAUUCCAUGCUGUGCAAUUCCAAUGAUAUCAAGCAUCAUUUGCAGAUGGAUGACACAGAAUGGAUUCCAGAGAAUGUGAAAAACAGUUCGGAUAAUACACCGAUACAAAUCAAAUUACUGUGCGGUGCAGAUCUUUUAGAAAGUUUUGGUAUUUGCGGACUUUGGCUCGAAGAAGAUGUGAGCUAUAUUGACGCUAUUGUUGGUGAACAUGGUCUUGUAGUUAUUACCAGAGAAGGUUGCAAUCCCAACAAGUUUAUUUAUGAUUCGGAUAUUCUCUCCAAGCAUAUGCACAAUAUCUGUAUUGUAACCGAAUGGAUUCCAAAUGAAGUUAGCUCAACAAGAAUUAGACGAGCUCUGAAGCGCAGCCAGAGCGUUAAGUAUCUGCUUCAAGAUUCAGUCAUCGAUUAUAUCUACAAGCAUGAAAUUUAUGAUGCGAGAACGCCAAAUACAACAAUUAAGUUGGAACUGCCAUCGCCGAACGCGAACAAUUAUCUGCACAUAGAUCCCCGAUAUCUAACCGCGUUCCUAACGCCGUCACCCAGCGAUGUGAUUAUGGACUCGCCGAGCCCGAUCGAGAUUGCCGCGUCCAUCGACGUGCCGGACGCGGUGGUGCUGCGCAAAAAUCUGCAGAACGCUGGCGGGCUCGACGAGAUUCGCGAGCACAUCAUUAACGCGAUCAGCAACAACGCCGGCAACGGUAACGUCAAGCAUGUAGCUAGAGCCGCGUAUCCCGGUCAGGCGAAACAGGUCAUCGCCAGCGAAACCGGCGUCAUGCGAAUCGUAGACGAGGUAGGUCCGCUUGACGAACCGAUGGCGAAGUUACAGUCCGAUCCUUCGUCCGAGGAAGCGCACAAAUCGAGAGUAGAUAGCGUCGCGUCGAAUUUCAGAUCUAAGGAUUCAGGUUCGAACGAGAUAAUAAUGCAGAUUCAAGCUAGCCAGUUGAGCUCCAGCGAACCGGUGUCGAUAGAAGAUUGUAAAUUAUUAAUAGAAAGCAUAGGCAGGGAUAAAAUUGAGAUUGGACAGAGAGAAGUGUCAGAUCAUUUGAGAUCCAAGACGGAAAUUGCUGUUGUAGACUUAGGUUUGAACGACGAUCGUCAGAUAAUAAUGAAGAUUCAGCCUAGUUCUAGUGAACUUCGGUUGGGAGAAUGUUGUUGGCCCACAAGAGAAAGUACUGAGGACGAUAAAGUUAAAAUUUGCGAUCGGAAAAUUACUUCUGAAAGGGAAAUAAUCAAUGUAGAGCUAGGAUUAGAUGAUAAGGGCACUUUUGUCCUAAAAGACAGACAUAGGUCGACCCUAGAUACGAUCGAUAGCGAAGUAGGUGCGGAUCGAUCUACUUUUAGCAAAUCGGAAAAGAGUUCUAGGUUGAAAGUUGACGUUAGCGGUAAAAAAAUCAAUACUGAACAAGAAACAGUGAAUAUAGAGUUAGAUUUAGUCGAUACCGAUAAUGUUGUGAAGGUUCAGCCUGUUCAUUCCAAUAGUAUCGUUGGAUUACAAGAAGAUCGUAAGCUAAUGAUAGAAAAACUUACGAACGAGCUUAAAAGUAAACUUGACGAGGACAGAAAUAAGGCUAAAGAAAAUCUACAGCUGGAUAAGGUAGGUAAAGAUGAUACAAAACUAAUCCAGCUUAAUUCCGAGAAGACGAAGGGGAAUAACAUUGAAAUCGACGACGCGGGAAUCGCUUCCGGAAAGGAAACAGCCAAUCUUGAAUUGGAUAAAGUCGAACAUCUUGAAGAUAAGGCGACCACUUCAUCACUAAAUAUCUCCGCAUCGUUAGAUGGUCGUCACGAAUGCGCACUCUCCGAUUUCAGCGUAGACAAGGAAGACUAUCGACUUAAUCAAUAUGGGUACAACGAAGAGGAAGGAGAGACGGAAGAAUCUAUAUAUAUCGCGAGAUCGAGUUUAAAAGGCGUUGAUGAUCAACGAGCAAACGAUAAUAAAACUAGUGCCAAAGAAAGCGAUGUUCAAACUUAUAGCAGUCAAAUAUUAAUCAAUACGAUGGUUCAUAAGAAUCGAGAAUCUGAAUAUUUCACAUCCGAAGAGAUUGAUAAUCAUGCGAGAUUUUCCGAAGAAUUAGACCGACCGAAGUUUAUCGUGGAAUGGUCUCAAACCGAGAGAGAAGUGGACGAGAAGGUUAGCCUUGAAAACGGAAAACGAUCCGAAGAAGUAUCCAAGGUCUCGCGAGAGAUCGAUAAGGUGAGCAGAACGGAAUCCGAGUUCGAUGCUUCGGAGAAACGAACAUCUUGCGACUCUAGUCUAGAAAUAGACGGGAAAUACCUUAAAUCGAUCGUGAACUCGCGCAAGAGUCCAAGGAAGGUCAGGGUAGGUCAAAUUCGUGACUUUGAGAUCACAGAGACUUAUACAUUCCUUGAUGAACCGGAGACUCUUGAAUCCGAAGAAUUGCAAAGUUCUUCCGCAAAAGCGAAGAAUUUCGAAAGAUUAGAGGAAAAAAUGUACGAUAUAGAUGCUGACGUAGAAGAAGAAGAAGAUAAGAUUGUUCAAAACCGAGAGACGUCUCGCGCGGACAAAGUCUUCCAAGGCUCUUCAAGAUCGACUUCCGUGAAGGAAAAGAGUUCUAGAAAACUCGAGCAAGUCAACGAAUUCAAGGAUCGAGAAACGUCUCGCGCGGAAAAAGUCUUCCAGGGUUCUUCAAGAUCGGCUUCGAUGAAAAGUUCGAGGAAAGCUGGAGAGUUUCAAAUCGACGAACGCGACAUCAAGGAUCGAGAUAAAUUCAUCGACGAUCAAGAAACAUCUCGAUCCGAGAAAUCUUCCCUAAAGUCUUCAAGGACAUCCGGCAGUACGAAGAAUUCGAAAAAGGGCAAGCAAAGCCAGGUAUUUUACAGAAGCGACGAAAUGAAAAAUUAUGAUCGGUCUAUCAACGAUCGUGUUAUUUCUCAACUGGAGACAGUCUUCCACGAUUCUUCGAAGAAACCUUCAACGAAGACGGAAAGUCUCAACAUGGAUCACGACAACUACGUCGAAUUGAAGAAGCCAACUCGACCUGCCAACAAUCGAGAAUUCUCUCGAGCCGAAGAAUUCUCCCAGAAGAAUCCUUCGAGAACGUCUUCCAUGAAGAGUCCAAAGAAGACUCAGGAACAAAAGACCGUAAAACUGAGCGACGAUAAAACUCAACAGGAAACGAUCAAAACGACGAAGGACGCCGAUAACAGGACGAAACGUGACUUCAACGAGAUCAAGGAUGUCUACACGAGAAAGGUGCGGCGUUACAACGUGCCUCUUCAGGGUAGCUUGGACUCGAUGAUCGUGUCCGAGGAAUCUGCCGCGCAAAAGCCGAAGAAGGACGACGCGUUUUCGAAGAAAUCCAAGAGCUACGAGUCUAUCAAACGUAUCCAGGAGGUGUUUCUUGGGGUCCCGUCGACGAAGACGAACAGUAGUGCUUCGCAGCUCGAUAUUCCAGACGAGUUUUGCUCGAUCUGCUGUUACAUGAACGAGAUCACCUUCCGCACGGAAGAGGAAGUGAGCAGCCCGAAUCAGGAAACGUUUUACACCCUGAGAUCGACCUGUAGCUCCUUAGCUGACGACGAUGAGGACAACGAUUCGAUCGAAUGCGACAUCUGCAGCUCGAUGAACCUCCAGGAGUCCGCCGAUGACCUUGAGGGAAAAAUUCAGGAGAUUCCCUGUGAACUCUGCAGAAUCUGCGGCGAAGUGGACGGCAGUUUCGAGCAGGAUUCCAUGCCGAUAGACAGAUACGCUUUCAAACUCGUGGAGCAGCAUCAGGACGACGAUGACAACUUCGAGAUCGAGAACUGUGGUUUUCAGAGCGGCACCGAAUCGGCUGACGAUCGAAGUAGGCUCUCGGAGAAGGAGAGGCUGAAAGAUUCCGGAAAGGCAAAGCCGCAGUCCUUAUUCAUUCACGAUUCCUCGAUGACGAGGGAUCAACCGCGAGAGUUAUAUUUUAUACCUAAGGACGAGAUUGCCAUAUUGACGAGCGGAGCCAGAAGAGUCAGCCGAAAGGGUUCCCUGUUCAGGAAGAAGGAAGAUGGAAACGCGCGGGAUAAGAGACGAUACUCUUCCGUGGACAGUCUUCAGUUGGCGAAGAUGUCUCCGAAGGCCGGCGACAAGGCGCUCAAGACCGCGAAGGAUCCUACGCUUAUCGGAUCCGCCGAUAAUUUGCAGAUGUCGAAGGACUCGAAGAGGUCCAAAUCCCUGCAGAGAUCGGCCGGUGAUGUGGACCGUCUGAGUUCGUCCACCGAUCAUUUAGACUCGACGAAAAAUCCGGAAAAGCCAGACAAAGCUGAAGGAUCAGCCGACAAGUCAAAUAUUCGAGAUAAAGAAGCGGUGAAGAUGAUUCUUACGCAACACGGAAUCAAGGUCAUCAGCGAGAAGGAGACUGCCUUAUAACUGGUUGAAUAUUCAUAAAUGGCUGGAUUUUACGAGUAGAUUGCUGGAAUAUAUAUUUCAAGCACUAAUUCAUCGCGCGCGUUUAUAUUAGAAAUUAGUUGAGAAAUUCGAUAUGUGCGAAGCAGCAAAUGUCAUGUCUCGCACUAAAUGAUAUAAAUACGUGACAGCAAUCUUUAUGGAGAAAGAGAAUCUUGGGUUUUUUUGGAAUACGUAAACACUGAACAAAAAAGUAUGAAAAAAAUGCGCAAAAUUUUUCUGUAGUCACUUAGAACCCAAAAUAUAUACAAGGCGACGUAGAAAAAUUAUAAAAUGUUAAAUAAUGGAGUUAAAAUAAUAUUAUGAAAGUUUCAUCGGUUUUUAAACACAAGUAUUUCCGCACGUAUACAAUUACUUUGAUAAAAACCGAUAAAACGUUUAUAACAAAAGAGAGAGAGAAAGAGAAGAAUAUAUCAUUAUAUUUCAAUAUAUUUUACAGGGAAAAAUGUGUGUAGCAGUGUAUCAUAAAAUUGUUAAGAUUUUUUCCUUUUUCUAAAUUCUAAUAUAACUAAUUUUUACAUCUAUAGUUUUUUGAAACAACGAUGGUUGAACAUAUAAUAAAUAUAAUUUUAUGCAUUUUUUGUGCAUAUCAUAUAAAGUUGAUCAAAAUUGAUUAAUUAAUUACUUAAUAAUUAAGUCAUAGCAUGAAAAAUUUUUCAAAUAUAUUUUGCUACAUAUAAUGGCAAAAUAUAUAUGGCAAUCUUAUAUAUAUUGUGCAUUAUAUACUUAAUAAUUAAUUUAACGAAAGGAGAAAAAAGAAAUGAGUGUCAAAUUAAUAGUAUAAUAGCGCCGAAACGUAAGUUUGUUAUAUUAUGUCGGCAUCUCGGCUUUGCAUAAACAUUUACGCCGUAACAGUAUUAUGCAAUUAUUGCAAAAUAGUUUUAUCAUGAUUAUUAUUAAAAUAUUGAAAUCGAUAGCCCGGUAUCUAGAAAGGACCAAAACGAUGGAAACUGUUAUUCUCGAUGAACAAUCGGGAAAUUGUUGGAUGAUUUACGCAAGACUUGCAUAUGACACAACAAGACAAUCCUAGUAACAUUUUACAGUCAAUAUUGCACAGAACAAUUGUAGCUAUAAGUGACAAAGCGAUACAUCGAUUUAAGAAUAACGCUUUGCUCUGAAUUUAUACAGAGCGUCCCGAAAAAUGAAGGAAUUAUUAUUUCUUGGAUGUGUCGUUACAUGUGGAUUCUUCCAGGUGUUCUUUCAGGUGUAAUUUAAUUAAUGGUUUAAAUUUUGAGGUACAUUUAAUAUAUAAAACUUUGAUAUAUUUAUCACUUAUAAUUUAAUAAUUUAGCAUAUACUGGUUUCUUAAUGUAACUUGUCAAAUUUAAAAUUCAUUUUUUAACAAAAAUGUCGAUUCUAUGUUUGGCA
Molecule: messenger RNA, 6221 nt
Organism: Nylanderia fulva
Lineage: Eukaryota; Metazoa; Arthropoda; Insecta; Hymenoptera; Formicidae
Source: RefSeq, a predicted model, not a curated record